AUGGCGCGGUCCAAUAUCGCGCGAGCGUCGCUGCUUGGGCUGGUCAGCGCGCUAUCAUGCCUAUCAGUCAUCGGGUCAGCAUCAGCAUCUGCAUCAGCGUUCCGGGUCAGUGGUAGUGGUAGUAAUGGAGGGUUGGCGUCGAACGAGGUCGAAGCCCGAGGCGUGAAUUCGUGGAAAGCACAGGGCUUCCACAACGUCACCACCGACAACACCACCACCACCAGCUCGGCCAGCGUCGAGGUGGUCACGGUGGUGGUCCCAUUCCACCUGCAGGCCUACGUGGCCAGCCAGCGCUACUACUCCAAGAGCAAGUCGAGCUUCAUUUCCUUCUCGCAGGGCGGCGACGGCACGGUGACGCAGUCGUGGGAAGACGGCGCCGAGUUCUGGAUCUCGCCCGACCAUCAUCUCAAGGUGGGCGACAAGUUCGUGCAUCUGGACUUCAGCAGCGGCUAUGCCGUCUUCAAGCUGGAGAGCAGCCCGCCCGCCGAGACUGCCGUCCCCAAGUAUUCCCACGGCAAGGACGGGUGGCUGCAUAUCCAAAAUCUGGACUUUUCCUUCGGCCAGGACAAUCAGGCCGUGUUGUGUCUGAGUGACGACGGCUUCCUCUUUGUCCAGGCCCAGAACAAGCCGCCGUUUGCCUGUCGAGACGUCGGUCUGGCUCCGCAAAAAACUCCCGGUCCUAAACCCAAGCAGCCGCCACCAGCCCACAACACCCAACCCAGCCAGUCUCAGCCUCAGCCGACCUCGCUGGUCAGCAUCCCAGCCUGGGAAGACUGGACCACCUCGCCUACGUCUGUACCGGCCACGGCCACGGCCACGGCCACUACCAUCACCGUCACGUACCCAAGCAAACCAGUCAAGACGUCCAAGGCCACACACGCAUACACGCACCCGAGCAAGCCUUCGCCUUCGGCGCCUGAAUCUUGGCCGACCCAACAACCGACCUCCACCGGGCCCAGUGGUCCUGACCCGUCCAGCGACCUGGACUGGACGGAGUGGGUGGAGAAACGUUCGCUUUCGUCGAGCGAGUUCGAUGGCGAGGACGACGUUGACGUUGAAGUUGCCGAGUGA
Molecule: messenger RNA, 1071 nt
Organism: Capronia epimyces CBS 606.96
Lineage: Eukaryota; Fungi; Ascomycota; Eurotiomycetes; Chaetothyriales; Herpotrichiellaceae
Exons: 2
Coding region: 1-1071 (356 amino acids)
Source: RefSeq, a predicted model, not a curated record